AAGAAAAAGAAAAAAAAGCUGUUGCUAUACUCCAGACAAGAAAUAUGAAGGACCUGAAAUAAAGCACUGGCUGUAGAGAUGGAACAAAAAGGAAGAACUUGAGGAAUAAAUUAUGAAACAGUCAGACUUAGAUGUCUAGGGCUUGAGGGAGGGGUAUCUAAGUUUAUGGUUUGGGACCUGAAUACUGUUACUUAAGAUAGGAAAAAUGGAAGCAAUGUAUCUUGAGGGGUUGGUCCAGGAUGGCAUUGGGUGCUUGUUUGGGGACACACUGAGUUUCAGAUAGCAGAUAGAGAUGCGCAGUUGAUCGCUUACAGAUAAAGUCAAGCUGGGUGUGGGUCAGUAUGUAGGAGGUAGUUAACCCUAAGAAAGGAUGAGAUUGCCCAGGGAGAAUACGUAAAAGAGGGAAGGGAGGGCUCCUGAUAGGAGCAGAGAAAGAAGAGAGCUCCUUAGGAAUCUUAAGAAAAUCAAGGAAAUAGAAGUUUUAAGAAGAGUGUAGAAACUAUGACAAAUCCCGCAGGAAGUUCAAGUAGGAUAAGUUGUCUAGCUCCCUUUGAUUAUGAGCGUUAGAGGCCUCUGUGGAGACUUUGGGCGGGGUGUGGGGAAGCUUUGUGAAUACAGUAUAUUGAUAUACUGCAGGUAUCAAGUCCCUUUAGUGUGGAUUAAUAGAGACUGUAGCAUAUUAAUUUUGUGUUGGUUAGCUAGAGAGUUAUGAUUAAAAGCAAAAGAGCUUUUAUUUAAUUGGAAAUUAAGAUCGUUACACUUCAUUCCCUUGGUGCCAUUAACUUCAAAAGCAUGUUCAGUUGUACAAAGACCUUGUCAAAGUUUACUUUAGUUCUCCAUGAAAUUUUGCCGACUGGCACACACACAAAAAAAUAGUGGCACUGAGGCUGUCAUAGGGGUUCAGGCUUCCAGCUUUGUGAAACCUGUCUUAAAGCCAGUUUCACAGUGAGUCUGUCACCGUGCUGAUACCCUUCAGGAUAAAUGCAAAAUCUUAGCAGUAGGGAAAGAUUAUGUUGCUUGUUUCCUUUUUUAAAAAGAUUGCUUUUUUAGAUUUCUGUCUAAAAAUCGUUUUCCCUUUCUUGAGCUCCUUUGAUCCCAAAUUGCAGGUGAGAUAAUGGGUGUAGAAUUGCCAUGAAAAAGUUAACCAUCAGUUGCACUAUGAUGCGUUGCUGCUGCCACCACCAUAUGACUGUCAGUAGCUCUGUAGGGCUGCGGUAUUGACAGCUAUGACCCUCCAGGCCCUCUUCUACAGCAAAAAGAGACAUUUUGGCAGGAGGGGAACAGCCCUCUGCCCUUCCUGCCAUCGUCUCUGCAGGAAUCUUAUAAUUUGUGUUUAUUUUCCUGUAAGUACAGAACUGUGAGAACUUGUUUCAUUUGAAAAACCCUCACACAGCAGAUUGUACUGCCCACGUAGGGACAAAGGAAUGAUUCAACCUUUUAAGGAUGCUUUUCCUUUAGUUGCUAACCUCUGACCGGACUACCAUGUAGUCUGAGAAUUGAAAUUUACCCAUUUUUCAUAAGACAGUUGAAAAUUUGAUUGCCAGAAGGGGCUGGUGAGAAUGCUUCUGUCUUCCCAGAGCAGCACGUAGCCCACACUGGCUGCUGCUUGGUUGCCUGUUGAGUCAUUCCCACACUUCUAUAUCGAGCUUUGCUGGCUUUUCUUUUAAACAUGAUGUUCUUGGAGUGAGAAAGAAAGGAAGUUUUUCUCUCCUCCAUAACAUCUCCUCCACUCCAAGUCUGCAUUGCUUUCUUUCUUCUAAUAACAGAAUAUUGCCCUCAGUCCUUCUGGGACUGUUUUCUCUCCUAAGGUCUUAGUGGUGCUCAUUUAUCAUCGGUUUGACUCUGUAAGCGUUAUGGCAUUCGCUGGGCUGAGUUGCAGCAGCAGGCUUUCCAGAUACAGGCUGCCGCUUCACCAGAAAGAUGAAGGAAUUCUAGCUAACAUACCAAACAUGGAUUUCUAGUUUCCAGCUGUUUAAAAGUCCGUCAGAUAUGCUAAAGGGCAUCUUAAUGUGCUUAUAAUGACGGUCAGUGAGUGAAAAGGACUGUGAAGGGAAUGAGUGAGGCUUUCAGUUUGGAUAAAUGAAAUUGCUCUGGUUUGAAAGGAUUUUAGUUUGUUUUUGUCUUUUGUAGUGGAAGGUAAAAUGCCUGUAUUCGUUCUUGUUCAGAAGAGCCUGCUCUGUGCUAGUGGAAAAAGAACUGAAGUAUAAGGGAAAUCCUUAUAUAUUUGAACUGUCAUCUUAUGUGUUCCGUACGUCUAGCAAGAUCACAACCCAUUUUAGAAAAGUCAAAUAACAUCAGUAAAACUGUCUAUUGACAGAUCACAUGUCUCACAUAGGAACAAAUUAAGGGGCUCGUUUAGGGGAUUGGCAGAUCUGAAAGACAGAUUACAGCUCCGGAAUGUAUUCAGAUGACUUUUUGAAACAGAUAUUUUAAUUGGAGUGGGGGUGGAGAAAUACUUGUGCUUCUGUAGUUAAAUAUUCAGCUUCCUUAGUCUGUUAUCCAUAAAUACCACAGAUGAAAAGCCCUUAGAACUCUUUUUCAGAAAACUAACUCACCAUACACAACCCUCUGUAUGCAUGUGUUUGUAUGUACCUAAUUCCCAUCCCCACCGAAGUAAUGGGUCAGUAAUUGGGCUGUUUGUUUCAAAGGAUUGAGUUGUUUGAAUUGUGUUUUAAUCUGUUGCUCUAAACUGCAUUAGCAGCCAAGUCCCUUAUACUAAAAGUUUUGAACAAACCUUACCUUCUCCUCCUGAAAAGGGUUGGGGGUGGGGGGAAGCAUUUGAUCUGUGUUCUGAAGGUCUCUUUCUGUAUGUCUCUCCCCUCCCCCCAGAGACGAACAGCAAGGGGAGGAGCUCACUCACUGUUCUAACCACACUUCAUAUGUCUUAACUUGAGCGCCUUUUGGUUUCCUGUCGGCAGUAAUUCAACUCUGUGCCAUCUUGACUUGCCUGAAGGGUGGAUAAAUUGGUAACUGUACUGAGAAGGGGAGUGAGUUCUCACAGUCUGAUUUGAGCAUAAGGCACGAGACUGAAUUUAUGAAAGCUUCAGUUGACUCUGAAGACAACAUCUUCUGUGACUUUGAAUUUUUUCAUUACAUUUGUGGGUUGCUGUUUCUGAGAAGAAUCUGUCAUGACUCUACUGGAACCAGAGAUGUUAAUGAUGGCUGUGCAGUCCGUGCUGCAGUUGAAGCUCCAGCAGCGCCGGACUCGAGAAGAACUGGUGAGCCAAGGGAUCAUGCCGCCUUUGAAAAGUCCAGCUGCGUUUCAUGAGCAGAGAAGGAGCUUGGAGCGGGCCAGGACAGAGGACUAUCUGAAACGGAAGAUUCGUUCCCGGCCAGAGAGAUCGGAGCUGGUCAGGAUGCAUAUUUUGGAAGAGACCUCGGCCGAGCCUUCCCUCCAGGCCAAGCAGCUGAAGCUGAAGAGAGCCAGAUUGGCCGAUGACCUCAACGAGAAGAUUGCACAGAGACCGGGCCCUAUGGAGCUGGUUGAGAAGAACAUUCUGCCUGUGGAGUCCAGCCUGAAAGAAGCCAUCAUUGUGGGCCAGGUGAAUUACCCGAAAGUAGCGGACAGCUCUUCCUUCGAUGAGGACAGCAGUGAUGCCUUAUCCCCUGAGCAGCCUGCGAGCCACGAGUCCCAGGGCUCGGCGCCGUCCCCCUUGGAAGCCCGAGUCAGCGAGCCACUGUCCAGUGCCACCACCCUAUCCCCCACUCAGGUGGUGUCGUCUCAGCUCCCAGUGGGCCUGGAUUCCGGAGAAACACUUUUCCUGGCAGAGCAGCCUCCUCUGCCUCCCAGCCUCACCAAUGGAACCACAGCCCCCCCUGCCAAGCCCACCCCGACGCUCAUUAAGCAGAGCCAACCCAAGUCUGCCAGUGAGAAGUCGCAGCGCAGCAAGAAAGCCAAGGAGCUGAAGCCAAAGGUGAAGAAGCUCAAGUAUCACCAGUACAUCCCCCCGGACCAAAAGCAGGACAAGGGGGCGCCCGCCAUGGACUCCUCCUAUGCCAAGAUCCUGCAGCAGCAGCAGCUCUUCCUCCAGCUCCAGAUCCUCAACCAGCAGCAGCAGCAGCACUAUAACUACCAGACCAUCCUGCCCGCCCCGCCAAAGCCCGCAGGUGAGGCCCCGGGAAGCGGCGGGGCCCCCCCGAUACGCAGCCUCUCCACUACCGGUAGCGGCUCCAGCUCGGGUGCUCCUGGUCCCAGUGGGUUGGCACGUCAGAACAGCACCUCACUGACUGGCAAGCCGGGAGCCCUGCCUGCCAACCUGGAUGACAUGAAGGUGGCGGAGCUGAAGCAGGAGCUAAAGCUGCGGUCACUGCCCGUCUCAGGCACCAAGACAGACCUGAUCGAGCGCCUGCGUGCAUACCAGGAACAAGUCAGCCCUGCCCCGGGAGCCCCCAAGGGCCCUGCUGCCCCCUCCAUCUUGCCCAAGGCUGGUGAGGUGGUGGUCGCCUUCCCGGCCACCCGGCUAAGCACGGGGCCUGCCCUGGUGGCAGCGGGCCUGGCCCCGGCUGAGGUGGUGGUGGCCACGGUGACCGGUAACGGAGUGGUGAAAUUUGGCAGCGCGGGCUCUACACCCCCCGUGUCUCCCACCCCCUCGGAGCGCUCACUGCUCAGCACGGGCGAUGAGAACUCCACACCCGGGGACACCUUUGGAGAGAUGGUGACGUCGCCGCUGACCCAGCUCACCCUCCAGGCCUCACCGCUACAGAUCCUUGUGAAGGAGGAGGGCCCCCGGCCCGGGUCCUGCUGCCGGAGCCCCGGGGUGCGGGCCGAGCUGGAGGGGCGUGACAAGGACCAGAUGCUGCAGGAAAAGGACAAGCAGAUCGAGGAGCUGACCCGCAUGCUGCGCCAGAAACAGCAGCUCGUGGAGUGGCUGAGGCUGCAGCUGGAGCAGGAGAAGCGGGCGCAGCAGCCCGGCCCCGCCCCCGCCCCCCUCAGCACCCCAGUGAAGCAGGAAAGCAGCUUCUCCAGCUGCCAGCUGAGCCGGCAGCCCCCGGGUCCCGCACACCCCUUCAGCCCCAGCCUGGCGGCCCCCGCUGCCCACCACGCGGACGCUUGUCCCCUGGUGCCCCCAGCCGUGGUGGUGAAGCAGGAAGCCGUGCUGCCGGAGCCUGAGCCAGCCCCCGCUCCCCAGCUGCUGCUGGGCCCACAGGGCCCCAGCGUCCUCAGGGGGGUCACACCUCCCACCCUCAUCACCGACUCCACAGGGACCCACCUUGUCCUCACCGUGACCAAUAAGAACGUGGACAGCCCCGGCCUGGCCGGCGGGAGCCCCCAGCAGCCCUUGUCCCAGCCUGGUUCUCCGGCAGCCCCUGGCCCACCAGCCCAGAUGGACCCAGAGCACCCAUCACAGCCCCUCUUUGGGACCCCCACUUCUCUGCUGAAGAAGGAGCCGCCUGGCUAUGAGGAAGCUGUGAGCCAACAGCCCAGACAGCAGGUGAAGAAGGAAAAUGGUUCCUCCAGCCAACAGAUGGAUGACCUGUUUGACAUUCUUAUUCAGAGUGGAGAAAUCUCAGCAGAUUUCAAGGAGCCACCACCAUCCCUACCAGGGAAAGAGAAGCCCCCCUCGACGGCAACCUGCGGGUCGCCCCUGGCCGCACCGUCCCCACCCUCCGCCGAGCUCCCCCAGGCCACGCCACCUCCCUCAGGCUCACCUGCCCUCCCUGGGCGCCUGGAGGACUUCCUGGAGAGCAGCACGGGGCUGCCCCUGCUGACCAGCGGGCACGAGGGGCCAGAGCCCCUCUCCCUCAUUGACGACCUCCACAGCCAGAUGCUGAGCAGCUCUGCUAUCCUGGACCACCCCCCCUCACCCAUGGACACCUCGGAAUUGCACUUUGCCCCCGAGCCCAGCAGCGUGGGCCUGGACCUGGCCGACGGCCACUUGGACAGCAUGGACUGGCUGGAGCUGUCGUCGGGAGGCCCCGUGCUCAGCCUGGCCCCGCUCGGCACCACCACCCCCAGCCUCUUCUCCACGGACUUCCUCGAUGGUCACGACUUGCAACUCCACUGGGAUUCCUGCUUGUAGCUCUCGGGCUGCAGGGCCAGGAUGGGAGGGGCUGGAAGCUGGGGAGAGCCUGAUCCCACCUCUGUGUGGUCGUGAGUCCUGACAAUCAUAGGCCCUGCUCUCCCCGCCCCAGGAGACUGGAGCAGGCCGUGCCGCCCCCUGGCUCAGACUCACCAAGGAGACAGGCUGCCAAGGAGCAGCAUUGGUCUAACCCCAGAGUUCAGGAGGCCCGGACAGGCCAGGGCCGUUCUAUUGACCUCCUUUUGUGAGGUCGGAGGUGCAGUCUGGCUGCGGUUGGCUCAGGCAGGCGAGGCCCAGGGUCACUCUCUUUCCUUCUAGUCCCCUUUCCCUAUGAGGGAAGAAACCAGCUUGGGCCUCUACCUCCCCAUCCCCUCGAUGCCAACCCCAGGGUCCCAGGCUUCUGGGAGGGGAGCCCCUUGCCAUUUUAGUGUCUUGGUGUAGUGUAACCAUUUAACGGUUGGUGGCAAACGUUUUCUGUACAGGUGUAUAUACCUCUAUAUUCUAUAUCGCCAUACAUAUAUAUACAUAUAUUUUUGGGGGCUGGGAGGUGGAUUGGAGCUCCCUCCCAUCCUGUGCACAAUAUAGAAGGGCCCAGAGACCACUGCUCCUGGGGUUAGAUGCAGCCUUCGUCAGCCCCAUCACGCGUGUUUGACAUGUAGACACCCUGCCACCGCCUGUGCCCCACCUGUGCCCUGCUCCGUUGCUCCGUACUUGUGCCACAAGGGCAGAGGUGCCUCCUUGGCCACCCGCCCACAUUCCGUCCCGCUGCCUCAUCGCAGCCACCAUGGCCCUGGGACGGGAGGUGGCGGAGGGGGGCGGGGGGGCGUCAGCCCUCAAACUGAGGCCUCCUCAGCUCCCUCUGGCCUGUCACUAUCAUUAAUGGGAUUAGGGAUGGAAUCACCAAACCAGUGCCGGGACAGAGGUCGGGAAGCUGUGUGGACUUUUUUAAAAUAAAAACAAAAACACUGACUUUGGUCC
Panthera uncia (snow leopard) is the source of this 6998-nucleotide messenger RNA. It is a transcript of the gene MRTFA, whose product is annotated as myocardin related transcription factor A. The transcript is spliced from 13 exons. The record is from RefSeq and is a predicted model, not a curated record. Gene Ontology annotation, biological process: smooth muscle cell differentiation. Lineage: Eukaryota; Metazoa; Chordata; Mammalia; Carnivora; Felidae. The coding region runs from base 3129 to 6020 and encodes 963 amino acids.